This is a messenger RNA of Penaeus chinensis, 1239 nucleotides long. RefSeq names its product nuclear receptor corepressor 2-like. The coding region runs from base 1 to 1239 and encodes 412 amino acids. The transcript has 4 exons. The record is from RefSeq and is a predicted model, not a curated record. Gene Ontology annotation, cellular component: extracellular matrix. Lineage: Eukaryota; Metazoa; Arthropoda; Malacostraca; Decapoda; Penaeidae.
AUGGAGACCGAAGGAGAAAUGACGGCGGCGGAACUGCUCUGGAUUGUGUGGCGUCGAGGAAUCUGGCGGCUUGACUUUCACGACGUUUUCAAGCUAUCUCGACUUCCGGCUGUUGUGCAAGCGAGGGUGUCUUUGGCGCGGGGUCAGGCGAGGUCACGUAGAGCGGUGGUCAGUCGGAACACAGUUUCUCUGACCUCCAAGUCAUGUCGCUACCACACCGCUCCAUGUGGACCAAAGACGGCUCAUAACACCAAACAUAAUGAACGAAGGGAACACGGCAUGAACUCCACACGUCCUCCUCCCUUGCCACGAGACCUGAGCAGUCUGGUCGAAGUAGGGCGCAUGCUCCGGCCUCGUCCACACCUCCGCUUGUGCUGGGGAUCUAUUAUUGGUCUUGAUUCCUUGACUAGUUUUCUCCGCGCAUGCGACGCGACGUACUCCUUCGGCUACACCGUCGACGCCCCGGAGGCCGAGAACUUCUACGCGCACGAGGAGGCGCGCCAGGGCGAGGUGACGCGCGGCCGCUUCCGCGUGGCGCUGCCCGACAACCGCCUGCAGACCGUCACGUACCGCGCCAACCGCGACGGAUACACCGCCGAAGUGUCGUACGCCAACCAUCCGAGCUUCCCUGCCCUGAGGGCGUCCGUCGGCCCCAUCGGCGACGCCCCGCAGAUCGGCGCGUCGGUCGUGUCGGGCUUGCGUCGCGACGAGAACUGGAAGGACCGCAAGGUGCAGCAGCGGCCGGACCACGGGCCGCGGCGUCCGGUGGGCCCCAGCGCGACCAACGCCCUCCCGCCCAUCCGCACGCCCACCACCACCCGGCCGCGCCGCCCCAGCCCCAAGGUGCCCCGCCCGCGCCCCACGGCGACCCGCGCCCCCACCAGCGCCCCCUCCAGACGCCCCAGCGCCGCCCCCACCUCCCCGCCCGCGCCCACCAAGCCCACGCUCCCCCCGCGCCCCGCGCCCGUCACCUCGCGCCCGAGCAGCCGCCGCCCGCAGCCGCCGCCCGCAGCGGCGCUCUUCGUCGCCGCCGAGGACCUCGAGGACGAGGCGAUCCUGAGCCGCCUCAUCGAAGCCAUCAAGCUGAAGACGGAGGAGGAGAUGGCGAAGGAGGAGGAGGCGGAGGAGCACCACGAGGACGACUCGGGCGAGAAGCGAGGCAAACCGCGCUACAAGAUCGAGGACAAAGCCAGCGUGCGGCUGAGGCUCGACGCCAUCGUGCACGCCGCCAAGUUCUGA